CAAAAUCUGAGCUAAGUGGAAAUGAUAUAGCAAGAGCCUGGUCUGGGUUCGUCACUAUGUCUGAGCCUAAGACCAAUGUUCCGAGAUUUGCUUCUUUCAAGCCCAAGCCUACAACAGCGGUUCCGGAAGAGGCCAAGGCUGACAAGGCCACGCAAAGGAAGCACCACCGCAAAGAUGAGAAGUGUGACAAAGAUCACAGGCGACGACAUCAUGAGAAACAUCGAUCUGGAAGCCGGGAGAGGUUUCCACUUCACGAGACAAAGAUAGAAACCCCCCUGUAUCGGCCAAAGGACGAAUUCGUGGGCGAUUACGUGGUGGACAGGAAGGGUGAUGAGAAGAAUCUCGUCUACGGGAGCAUCCACCGAUAUAGUGUACCUCCGUUUCAUCGAUUUGGAGCAGGCCAUGUUCUUGGGGCACCCCCAGACACGAAGGUUGAUCGAGAUUAUGGAGAUGAGAAGGGGAUUGUUCUCAGCAAUUGGCGAGAAGGCAAGUCUGGCUUCAGGGAGAAAUAUGUUUUCUCAAAAAUAGAGAGAGAGAGACCCCGACUCUUGAAAAUACGUCCCCAAGUCGAUCGUGAAGGGCAGAGGAGCGUUGAAGCGGAUUUCGUUCCUCUGCAGGGUCCGAGAGGCAAGAAGCGCAAGAGGAGCGGAGAUGGCGAUGGAGAUAGUUCUGAUUCUGGCCGCGACGAGAAAGACUAUCGGUCGAUAUACGGCAAGGCCAAAGCAAAACAUCAGCCGUCUGACGAGGAGCUUGAGUAUGCAACUGAAAGUGACUCUUCAGGCUCAGACGCCAGGCGGACGAUGAAGGUCGACUCUUCUACCCGCCAGAAAAACAUGGAGCUGUCAAGGAAAGUCGAGGAAUCCCCACACGACGUGGAAGCUUGGAUCUCGCUGAUUGACCACCAAGAUGCGCUGCUAAGAGGGCAUGACGACAGCCACAGGGUCACCAAUGCCGAGCUUCGAAGCACUGCAGACAUCAAAAUCUCGAUGUACGAAAAGGCUUUGGGCAAGGCCAGAUCUUUGAAAGACCGGGAGAGGCUUUUGCUGGGCUUGAUGAAAGAAGGGGAAAAGAUCUGGGAAGUAAAAUAUCAAGCAGAACGUUGGGAGCAGAUCUCGAAUGACAAUAUUGACAGUCUCCUUUUGUGGACAAGCUAUCUCAAUUUUAAGCAAACGACAUUCUCGUCAUUUCGGCAUGAAGCUAUCAAAGAAGUGUUUCUGAGAAGGGUCAAUGCUCUCACCAAAGAGGUUCUUGUUCCGGGGACAGGAGAUACCGGUUCGCUGUAUCAACAACUCAUCUAUUUACUCCUUCGCUUCACGCUAUUCCUGCGUGAGUCCGGAUACUCAGAGCUAGCUGUGUCGAUUUGGCAAGGUCUUCUUGAGAUGAACUUUUUCCCUCUCAACUUACCGCUUUCCCAUGCCGAAGCUGUGAAGAAAUUCGGUACCUUUUGGGAAAGUGAGGUGCCUCGAAUUGGCGAGGAUGGUGCUCUGGGCUGGCGUCACUUUGUGGAAAACAAGGAUGUGUCGGAAGCCCCCGAUGCUUUGGUUGAUGAAGCAGAUGAUGUGGUGGACAACACAGAUCUGUUCAAAACCUGGGCAGCAGCAGAACGAUUGAGGAUGAUGGGCUCUCGUACUCCGGCUAGGGCUAUGGACGAGGUGGCAGAGGAUGAUCCGUUCCGUGUGAUUUUAUUCUCGGAUAUCGAGAGCUUUCUCAUACACCUACCCCCUCAGUCACAAGGUUUGCGGAGUUUACUCCUCGAUGGAUUUCUACUUUUUUGUCGCUUGCCGGCAGUCGUCGACUUGGAGGAUGCGAAAAAGUGGCCUGGAGAUGCUUUCGUCAACGGCUACUUGUUGGAGAAUGACAUAAACUGGAUUAGAGACGCAUAUCUUCCCGCAACCCGAGAACAGAGUGAGGAUUCUGAUUUGGUGGUAUCUUUGUACGUCCCAAUUUCGAAUAUUUCGAUAUCAUCAGAAGAGCUCUUUGGGUCAAGCGUUUGGCUAGGAAGGCAGCCUUGGAAAGUCAAAUAUACUGGAGAUGACAAUGGUCCCGUAUUUUACAGAUGGGUGAGAAAUACCCUGAAACAGCUCACGGAGAGCUAUUUUACAGAAGACCUCGCCGAAUACUUCCUCGCAUUUGAGUUUCUGAACGAACCAGCUUCGAUCAAGAAGAUAUCGAAGAGUCUUCUGAAGCAACAUCCCACAUGCCUUCGAUUAUACAACUCAUAUGCACUGAUCGAGUGGUCUCGAGGCAAUAAGGAUGUUGCCCGAGGCGUAUUUACUGCGGCUUUGAAUCUACGCAGAUCACUGCCCGAGACCGAAUGGGAUAGAGAUUCAAUCGUGCUCUGGAGAAGUUGGAUUUGGGCAUGCCUCACUGAGCAGGACAACAACGCCGCGAUUCAACAUCUGCUAUCUAUUGCAGAUGGCACUCCGAAUGCAGAUGCUACCCUAUCACCUGCAGCAUUGCUCAGAGCAAAACAGCAUAUGGUCUCACAUCGGGAUUAUCUUCUGUCCUCGGGGACUUCGAGAUCUUCUGCAGCAUAUGCAGAAUGUCUAAUGCUUCUCGAUUACUUGACCACGAGUUCAGACAAGGAGACAAAGUCUACGGCUCAAGGAGACAUCAGCUCCGCCCUUGGUACUUGUACCUCUUUCUCUCACAUCUUCAUCUCUCGGGAUCUCACCCAUUCCACCUCCCACGAGCGCUUCCUCCAAUCCGCAGCACGUCUUCUCAUCCACCAUGCUCGCAUCGGCCCCUUCCGCCCUGCUCUCAUCCGAGAACACCUGAAUCGCUUCCUGAAUCUCUUUCCCCAAAAUACCAUGUUUCUCUCACUCUACACCUGGAACGAAUCUCGACUCCGAAUCGACAAUCGUGUCCGAAAUAUCCUGCUAUCUACAAUCCUCACACCAGAAAACGACACUUUGACAUCCCGCCUUUUCGCCAUCCAAUACGAAAUCAAGCAUGGAACGAUUCACUCUGUUCGUUCAGCAUUCGAGCACGCCCUGUCAUCCUCACCAUCCAAGUCUUCCGCAGGAUUAUGGAGAUUUUAUUUCAUUUACUGUCUCGAGACAUCACAGUUCCGCGCCCAGGCGAAGGAUAUCUGGUAUCGAGCAAUCAGAGCCUGUCCGUGGGCAAAAGAGCUCUAUUUAAUCGGCUUCGAGAGAAUGAGCAAUAUAUUACCCUUCUCAGAGCUCAAGAACAUAUGGAGGAUUAUGGUGGAGAAGGACUUGAGGGUCCACAUUGAUCUAGAAGAGAGGUUCGAGGAUAUAGGGAAACUGGAGAAGACUGCACGUGAGCAGCGCCGUCUGGGGCACAGGUAGGCGCCGCCAAGGUCUCGGAAAGUAUAAUGAAGAAUGAGAGAGUGUUUUGAAACUCAAACGCAGAGAGCAGCCUCACCGUUUCACUAGGUUGAGGCAUAAACUUUCGCAAUUUAUCACAGGUGAUCUCUUUCCAGAGUAUCUGUUUCGAUUUACAUAAUCUCCCCUCAUUAUAUAGAUAAUUUGAAUGUUUUCCUUCCUGUAUGCAUGAUUUUUAGAGCUAGGGCUCAAACUUCUCAUGCAGCACCGUUCCGAGACAUCCCAUUACAUGCCAACAUCAGUGUGAAGAAU
Messenger RNA from Hyaloscypha bicolor E, 3599 nucleotides. Its product is annotated as DUF1740-domain-containing protein. Gene Ontology annotation, cellular component: catalytic step 2 spliceosome. Gene Ontology annotation, biological process: negative regulation of RNA catabolic process; regulatory ncRNA-mediated post-transcriptional gene silencing. Lineage: Eukaryota; Fungi; Ascomycota; Leotiomycetes; Helotiales; Hyaloscyphaceae. Gene Ontology annotation, molecular function: protein binding. Bases 57 to 3311 code for a protein of 1084 amino acids. The transcript is spliced from 2 exons. The record is from RefSeq and is a predicted model, not a curated record.